GCUCGCCGGACACUGCGGGUCCCCGGGGACGGCGUGGGGCCUGUGUGGCGGCGGGACCGAGGCUUGGGGACCUCAGGACCUCGCGGUCGCGACCCGCGCCAGGUCUGGAGGCGUAGGCCCGCGGCGCGACGAGGGGGCCGGUCCACGGGGCGGGGCAGCUCCCGGCGAGUCCACCGGAGCAACCUGAGCCGCGACCCGAGGACGCCGGCGCGCCGCCAUGGGCCGAGGGAUACGGGCCGCCACCCCGCGGGACGCGCUGCUGGCCGGGCCGCCGCCGCUGCUGCUCGUGCUACCGCUGCUGCUGCUGCCCGCGACGCGCGCGCUCAGCGCCCGGAUCAGCCUGCCGCUGGGCUCGGAAAAGCGGCCGGUGCUCCGAUUUGAAGCUGAGGACGUGUCCAACUACACAGCCCUUCUGCUGAGCCAGGAUGGGAGGACCCUGUACGUGGGGGCCCGGGAGGCCCUCUUUGCCCUCAGUAGCAGCCUCAGCUUCCUGCCCGGCGGGGAGUACCAGCAGCUGCCGUGGAAGGCAGAUACAGAAAGGAAGCAGCAGUGCAGCUUCAAGGGCAAGGACCCUCAGCGUGACUGCCAAAACUAUGUCAAGAUCCUCCUGCCACUCAACAGCAGCCACCUGUUCGCCUGCGGCACGGCCGCCUUCAGCCCCCUGUGCACCUACAUCAACGUGAGGAAUUUCACUCUGGUGCGGGACCAAGCCGGGAAUGUUCUUCUAGAAGAUGGCAAGGGCCGCUGUCCCUUUGACCCCAACUUCAAGUCCACAGCCCUGGUGGUUGACGGCGAGCUGUACACUGGAACAGUCAGCAGCUUCCAGGGGAACGACCCGGCCAUCUCCCGGAGCCAAAGCCACCGCCCCACCAAGACCGAGAGCUCCCUCAACUGGCUGCAAGACCCAGCCUUUGUGGCUUCAGCCUUCAUUCCCGAGAGCCUGGGCAGCCCACAGGGGGACGACGACAAGAUCUACUUCUUCUUCAGCGAGACCGGCCAGAGGUUUGAGUUCAUCGAGAACACCAUCGUGUCCCGCAUCGCUCGCAUCUGCAAGGGCGAUGAGGGCGGCGAGCGGGUGCUGCAGCAGCGCUGGACGUCCUUCCUGAAGGCCCAGCUGCUGUGCUCGCGGCCCGAGGACGGCUUCCCCUUCAACGUGCUGCAGGACGUCUUCACGCUGAGCCCCAGCCCCGAGGCCUGGCCCGAGACCCUCUUCUACGGGGUCUUCACCUCCCAGUGGCACAGGGGCGCCUCGGAGGGCUCGGCCAUCUGCAUGUUCACCAUGGAGGACGUGCAGCACGCCUUCAACGGCCUCUACAAGGAGGUGAACCGGGAGACGCAGCAGUGGUACACCGUGACCCACCCGGUGCCCUCUCCCCGGCCUGGAGCGUGCAUCACCAACAGUGCCCGGGAGAGGAAGAUCAACUCGUCCCUGCAGCUCCCCGACCGCGUGCUCAACUUCCUCAAGGACCACUUCCUGAUGGACAGCAAGGUCCGCAGCCACCUGCUGCUGCUGCAGCCUCAGGCCCGCUACCAGCGCGUGGCCGUCCACCGCGUCUCGGGCCUGAACCGCACCUAUGACGUCCUGUUCCUGGGUACCGGUGACGGGCGGCUGCACAAGGCAGUGAAGGUGGGCCCGCAGGUGCACAUCAUUGAGGAGCUGCAGGUCUUCCAGCCAGGACAGCCUGUCCAGAACCUGCUCCUGGACACCCACAGGGGACUGCUGUACGCAGCCUCGUACUCGGGCGUGGUCCAGGUGCCGGUGGCCAACUGCAGCCUGUACCAGACCUGCGGGGACUGCCUCCUCGCCCGCGACCCCUACUGCGCCUGGGACGGCUCCGCCUGCCGCCGCGUCAGCCUCUACCAGCCUGAGCUGGCCUCCAGGCCGUGGAUCCAGGACGUCGAGGGGGCCAACGCCAAGGACCUCUGCGACACCUCCUCGGCCAGCCCCUUGUCUCCCAUACCAAGAGGCAAGAAGCCCUGUGAGCAGAUCCAGUUCCAGCCCAACACUGUGAACACCUUGGCCUGCCCGCUGCUGUCCAACCUGGCCACCCGGCUCUGGCUGCACAACAGUGCCCCCGUCAACUCCUCGGCCUCCUGCCGUGUGCUGCCCACGGGGGACCUGCUGCUGGUGGGCGGCCAGCAGGGGCUGGGGCGCUUCGAGUGCUGGGCGGUGGAGGGGGGCUUCCGGCAGCUGGUGGCCAGCUACUGCCCGGAGGUGGUGGAAGAUGGGGCCGCGGAGCAGACGGAGCGGGGCGGCAGUGUGCCGGUCGUGAUCAACACUUCGCGCGUGAGCGCACCCGCAGCCGGCAAGGCCAGCUGGGGCGCCGACAGGUCCUACUGGAACGAGUUCCUGGUGAUGUGCACGCUCUUCGGGCUCGCGGUGGUGCUGCUCGUCCUGUUCUUCCUCUACCGGCACCGCGACAGCAUGAAGGUCUUCCUGAAGCAGGGCGAGUGCGCCAGCGUGCACCCCAAAGCCCGCCCCGUGGCCCUGCCGCCCGAGACCCGGCCGCUCAACGGUGUCGGCCCGCCCAGCACCCCCCUCGACCACCGAGGCUACCAGGCCCUGUCUGACAGUUCCCCGGGGCCCCGGGUCUUCACGGAGUCCGAGAAGAGGCCGCUCAGCAUCCAGGACAGCUUCGUGGAGGUGUCCCCUGUGUGCCCCCGGCCCCGCGUCCGCCUGGGCUCUGAGAUCCGGGACUCCGUGGUGUGAGAGCCGACUCUGAGAGGAGGCCACGCGAGCCCGUAGCCCGCCUGGAGCCACGCCCGUGUGCCCAGCCGGCGGGAGCCUGGGAGCCAGCUGGUUGCCGGCCUUCAGCCAGGUGCAGAGCCGUGCCCAGGGUCCAGCUGCAAAGGGGCUGCCCAGGUGGCAGAACAGUGCUCCUGGUGUAAACUGAGCCCUUCGUGUAAGAAAUAAUUGAAAAUGUGAAAUCGGAGAGACAUGGAAGGCCAUGCACACAGCAGGGGCUACUAGGACUCCUUCCGAGUGGCCGUUUGGGACCGAAUUGGUGACCCCUCGCCUUAUCCUACUGCCGCAGGCUGCCUUCCCACCGCAGAGUCCGGGCCUGCUCUGCCAGCCGGCCGAGGACGUCGCCAUGGCUGCCAGUGUCCCUGCUCAGGGAUCAGAGGGCUGGGCCGGCACCGCAGCCCUCCCCGGCCGUGGGCUCAGCCCCCACCUCUGGACCUUUCCGGCCUGUAUCAGGCUGCGGCCACACGGGAGGGCAGCCUGAGCUACACAGCCUUUCCUGUGGAUCCAGGGAGGAGAGCAGUCAGCCUCCCAGCCGUGAACUUUAUUCAGAUCCAAGCUAGGAACCUCCCUGCGCCGUCGCCCCAGGCCCCUCGCCCGCCCCUCCACUCUAAGGGAUACGACACUGCCCAGCCAAGCACAGGGGCCUGGGCUUUAUGUGACUUUUGUAUGUUUUUAAUAAAAUGCACUUUACAUUU
Molecule: messenger RNA, 3441 nt
Organism: Lepus europaeus (European hare)
Lineage: Eukaryota; Metazoa; Chordata; Mammalia; Lagomorpha; Leporidae
Gene: SEMA4B
Product: semaphorin 4B
Exons: 15
Coding region: 218-2710 (830 amino acids)
Biological process (GO): negative regulation of axon extension involved in axon guidance; neural crest cell migration; negative chemotaxis
Molecular function (GO): chemorepellent activity; semaphorin receptor binding
Source: RefSeq, a predicted model, not a curated record